AUGGCAGACAAAAUUGAUCUGCCAGACGACCUGCACGCGGCGGCCACGGCGCGGUUCGAUAAACUACGCGAACAGGGCCUCCUCUUUUAUUUUCCCUCAGCGGGCGAACUUGUUCAACAUAAGGAUUUCACGUUCGACUUUCGCAUCUCGCCGUCCAUCGCCCGCAAACCGGUCCUCGCUGCCGAUGCGCCUGAGCGUCGCGGGCGUGGAGGGCCCUUUGUCGACCCAGAUCCUCGGUUUGUGGUAGCGCAGCCAGGCGCCGAUCAUGUUCUAGAGCUCAGCAUUCACGCCAUGGUUCGACCCCAUUACGUGCUUCACACAAAGCACUUUAAACCACAGAGCGAUGACCUUGGCCUGAUUGACAUGGCCGCUAGUUGGGCCGUCAUGCAGCGUGUUGCCGCCGCCGGCCACCGGCCCAUGAUGAUCUACAACUGUGGUUACGAAGGCGGUGCAUCCCAGGGCCACAAGCACGUCCAGGUGUUUGCCGAGCCCGACCCAGGCUUUGUGCUGUUUCCUGAGACAGUAUCGGCGUCAGCUUCCGACACAGCUGUCGCGCCCCAUGUCCGCUUUCUGCAUUUUAUUGCUCGGCUCGACGAGGACUCCGUCGAUCCGCCACGCCUCCAGCAGACGUACGAGCGGCUCAUGAUAAGUGUGCGCAGCGCCCACAGCGCCCAUCGCGCCCGUCAUCCUGAGGAGGCCCUGGAAGCUGACUGCUCGGCGGCCGCGUACAACGUGAUCCUCACGCCGCGGUGGAUGUGUCUGAUCCCGCGGCGCCGCGGCGGUCAGGACGGCACCGGCGCCGGUGCACUGGGCAUGCUGGGCGUGGUCUGGCUCAGAGACGCUCGCGAGCGCGCCCACUGGACAGACCUGGGCCUGACAGACCAUCUCGUGUGGAUGGGGCUGCCGCAGGAGCAGUGA
Molecule: messenger RNA, 918 nt
Organism: Grosmannia clavigera kw1407
Lineage: Eukaryota; Fungi; Ascomycota; Sordariomycetes; Ophiostomatales; Ophiostomataceae
Product: 5-p-4-tetraphosphate phosphorylase
Exons: 2
Coding region: 1-918 (305 amino acids)
Biological process (GO): nucleotide metabolic process
Molecular function (GO): ATP:ADP adenylyltransferase activity; ATP binding
Source: RefSeq, a predicted model, not a curated record